AUGCAUCGUAUUGAUCAAAAUGUUCCGAUUGAAGAAACUAUGGGAGCAUUGAAAGAACUUGUCCAAGCUGGCAAAAUCAAAUAUAUUGGUUUGUCUGAAUGUUCGAGUAACACACUUCGACGUGCUCAUGCUGUUCAUCCAAUUUCGGCUGUUCAAAUUGAAUAUUCACCAUUUAGUCUGGAAAUCGAACAUGAAGAUAUUGGUCUUCUGAAAACUUGUCGAGAACUUGGCGUAGCAAUCGUUUGUUAUUCGCCAUUAGGUCGUGGUCUUCUUACUGGACAAAUCAAGAGUCCUGAUGAUCUUGAACAAAAUGAUUUUCGAAGACGCCUACCACGGUUCUCCAAGGAAAAUUUUGACAAAAAUCUUCAGUUGGUCGACACAUUAACAUCAUUAGCCAAGAAGAAAGGUUGCACAACUGGCCAAUUGACACUCGCUUGGGUCCUUGCUCAAGGUGACGACUUCAUUCCGAUUCCAGGUACAACUAAAAUCAAGAACUUGGAAGAAAAUGUCGCGGCUGCACAAAUUCAAUUGAGCAAGGAUGAAGUUAAUGAAAUUCGACAAGCUUGCUUGAAAGCCGAUAUAGCUGGUGAACGUUAUCCGAAAGAGAUGGCUGCUAGUCUCUUUGCUGAUUCGGCACCGAAAAAGGACUAG
Rotaria sp. Silwood1 is the source of this 651-nucleotide messenger RNA. NCBI's taxonomy places the organism in Eukaryota, Metazoa, Rotifera, Eurotatoria, Philodinida, Philodinidae. The record is from the annotation of a GenBank genome assembly.